AUGCCCAAAGCCACCUGGAGGAAGGAGGCUCCAGAUUCAGCACUUGAUUCGAUGCCUUCAACCGAUCUCAUCCCAAGUCGUCAUCAUCUCACAUCAUUGUCUUUGUACUUACUGCCUUUCGCUCGAUGGAAAAAGUCUUCACCAAAAUCUUCUUUAUUGUCAUUGGUAUCUUCUUCGUUUUAA
This is a messenger RNA of Ilex paraguariensis (yerba mate), 183 nucleotides long. The record is from the annotation of a GenBank genome assembly. Lineage: Eukaryota; Viridiplantae; Streptophyta; Magnoliopsida; Aquifoliales; Aquifoliaceae.